Messenger RNA from Saxophila tyrrhenica, 4548 nucleotides. RefSeq names its product phosphatidylcholine and lysophosphatidylcholine phospholipase (gene NTE1). Lineage: Eukaryota; Fungi; Ascomycota; Dothideomycetes; Mycosphaerellales; Extremaceae. The transcript is spliced from 2 exons. The coding region runs from base 1 to 4548 and encodes 1515 amino acids. Gene Ontology annotation, molecular function: phosphatidylcholine lysophospholipase A1 activity. Gene Ontology annotation, cellular component: endoplasmic reticulum. Gene Ontology annotation, biological process: lipid metabolic process. The record is from RefSeq and is a predicted model, not a curated record.
AUGGGGACGCCACGCUCCAACGCUACCUCCGUCCUCUCUCUCCGCCCCGGUGUCAACGUCGCCUAUACCCCCGAAGGAACCCACUCGACCCUCCAUAUGCUGGGAGGACUGCUGCUGGGCCUCUUCACGGUCAUCCCCAGCAUCCUCUACUUCCUCAUCAGCUUCGUCACCUUGACCCUCCCAGCAUGGCUCUUCAACUUCCUGUCGACCAGUCUGACCUUCACCAUGAACAUGACGACUUUAUUACUGCUACUGGUGGCCAUCGUCUCGAGCGUGAGCUGGUUCGUAAGGUACCGCUUCUUGAACAUGUACUCCCGGCUUCCACCAGAGCCACAGAGGAAGGAACCGCAGAUCGAGAUCUUUCCAGAUGCACAGGAGACCGAUAGCAAAGCGGGACUGGCCAACUACUUUGAUGAGUUCCUGAGCGCCAUUAAAGUGUUCGGGUACCUCGAAAGACCCGUCUUUCAUGAGCUCACUCGGACGAUGCAAACUCGUAAAUUGAUUGCCGGCGAGACGAUUCUCCUGGAAGAGGAGAAAGGGUUCUGCCUGGUCGUGGACGGGCUCGUGCAGAUUUUCGUAAAGGCUGCUCGGGAUGCCGAGAUGGACUCUAGCAACGAAACGAGCUUUUCCGAAGAAGACCAGCAUGAGGAAAGGAGCAACGGCAAUCGAAGCUAUCAACUGCUAACCGAAGUCAAGAACGGAGCUCCGAUGUCUUCUCUGUUCUCGGUGCUAUCUCUCUUCACAGACAAUGUCAAGCUACGUUUCGACGAGGAAGACGAACAGCAUGACAGUCACGGGUCGAGUAAUAAUCUGAAGCAGCACUUCCAACAGGCCAGGUCUCCUUACCAGUAUGAUGGCGAGACCACACCAGAGUCUGUCCCACAAAGUCCAGCUGCAUGGCAGAAUGGAGGCUCUCGGCCCCCGUCGAGUCACAAGAGGCCCUCGAACGCUGCUGGUCAGUUCCGGGAGCCACCGCCGCUGGCACUGGAUUCGAACAACCAUUCGGAGACCGCUCAGCACCACAGUCGGCGACCGAGCUUCAUCCGGGGGUCAAGCUUCCAGCAGAAAAGGCCCAAGAAGCAGUUCUCUGCUCAUCCGCACAUCGUAGCAAGGGCGACCGUGGAUACUACUAUUGCCAUCAUACCUGCCAGUGCCUUCCAUCGCAUCACGAGGAUCUACCCCAAAGCCACGGCUCACAUUGUUCAAGUGAUACUCACUCGACUACAACGAGUAACACUGUCCACGGCUCAUGCUUACCUUGGCCUGACGAGCGAAGUGCUGCGGACCGAACGCUUAAUGGAGAAGUACACUGCUCAUGACCUACCCGACUUCCUGCGAGGCCAAGCACUAUCACGACUGAAAGACAAGUUCAGAAAGGAUCAAGAACGUAUGGGUCCAGAAGAGAGCAUGAAAGGCAUUGCAUUACACAAUCCUCGUGUAGCCCAGCGAAAACGCCGAGCGAGUAGUAAUCUUCGGCGUGACGCUGCGUUCCAGGCGAGGAUGUCUGUCAGCAGAGGCACUGCUCCAGGCGGAGACCAUGAAGACCGAAGUGGUAUGAGUGCAGGAGAUCUGCUGACGAACAUCCACGCCGCGAGAGGCCCUCCAGGUCGCAAGCGGCAGUUUGGCAGCUUCUCGCAACCUUACUCAACUCCCCAACCAGCGAACGGCGAUGUACACAGUCCCAACAUACAAGACACUCGCAAUCCAUUCAAUGUCGACGCCAGCCCGCGAGCAACAAUGCAUCGCCAGGAGUCCAUGGACGAGGAUGUGCUGUUUCGAGAGUCGAUCAUGGAGUGCAUGGCCAAAGCAGUGGGCCUGACGACCGCACAGAGUACGAAGAGCACCGCGUCUGCCGCUCAGUCCCCAAGACUAGUAUCCUUCGAUUCGAGGAACAAGACGGCGGUCUUUAACAAUAACGCUUUCGGCUUCAUCGAUCCGUAUGAAGGGUCUGGCUCUAUGGACGAUUCGGAAUCUGCUGUUUCGAUGUCGGCUUUCAGCUCAGGCGGCUCUGCCAACAUACUGGAGGACCUCAAGAAUGAACUGGAGAUCGUGUAUUUCCCGAAAGGCUCGGUGCUGGUGGAAGAGGGCGAGCGGAAUCCUGGCCUCUACUAUGUCAUCGAUGGCUUCUUGGACGUCAGCGCAACGGUGGACGACCAAGACAGAGAUAUGAACGUGCUCGGCACAAUGCCAGGAGGUGAGAACCAAGGGGUACCUGAGUUCUUCCGUGCAUCAACGGACAGACGAGGCUCUUCCACGUCGAAGCGAUCGGCUUCUAUGCACGCCAAAGACGCUUCGCGGAAGAAGAGGCAGAGUCGCAAAAGUCUCUUUCUCAUCAAGCCUGGAGGUCUUGCUGGCUAUCUGGGCACUAUCUCGUCCUGGCGGUCCUUCAUCGAUGUUACUGCGAAGACUGACGUCUAUGUUGGCUUUUUACCACGGACGGCAAUCGAGAGGAUCGUCGAGCGACAUCCUAUCGUACUGCUGACGAUGGCGAAGAGGCUGACCACACUUCUUCCUCGCUUGCUCCUGCACAUCGACUUCGCGCUAGAAUGGCUGCAAGUGAACUCCGGACAGAUAGUGUUCAAUCAGAAAGACGAGAGCGACGCAAUCUACAUCGUGCUUAACGGUCGGCUUCGAGCCAUACAAGAGAGUCCGGACGGCAAGAUGGCUGUCAUAGGAGAGUAUGGUCAAGGCGACAGCGUCGGUGAGCUCGAAGUCUUGACUGAGUCGUCGCGGCCAGGCACGCUUGUUGCUAUCCGUGACACUGAGCUUGCAAAGUUCCCAAAGACGUUGUUCAACAGCCUGGCGAGGGAGCAUCCCGGCAUUACGAUCAAGGUCUCCAAGAUCAUCGCUUCUCGCAUGCGAGCGCUGGUGGAGAAUCCACUGAACGACGUCUCUGCUCAUGAAAGCAAGCUUGCUGUAUCCAGAAACCAGGCGACUUCGAACUUCAACUUGCGGACUGUGGCCAUUGUUCCAACCACUGCUGGCGUUCCGGUAGUGGAGUUCAGCAACAAGCUGCACAACGCCUUGAACCAGAUUGGAACACCAAAUGGUGUCACGACGCUCAACCAGGCUUCCAUUCUGAACCAUCUGGGCAGACACGCGUUCAGUCGCAUGGGCAAGCUGAAGCUGUCACAGUACCUUGCUGAUCUGGAGGAGAGGUACGGCUUGGUGCUGUACAUCGCUGAUACUAGUGUCAAAUCGCCCUGGACCGAGACUUGCAUAAGCCAAGCUGAUUGCAUCUUCCUUGUCGGCCUUUCCGAAGGCUCACCCAGCAUUGGAGAAUACGAGCGCUUCUUGCUGACUACAAAGACAACUGCACGGAAGGAGUUGGUCUUGCUGCACGCCGAGCGAUACUGCCCUCCAGGCUUGACCAGAGCAUGGCUCCGCAACCGACCUUGGGUGAACGGUGGCCACCAUCACGUCCAAAUGUCCUACCGCAGCGCCCCCGAGCCUGUCCACGCUCUUCCCAAGCGCUUUGGCAACGCCCUCAAACAGCGCGUCCAAGUCCUCCAAGCUGAGAUUCACAAAUACACCUCCCGCAAAGUCCGCCAGACACCCCUCUACUCCGCUGAAACGCCCUUCAAAGGCGACUUCCACCGCCUCGCCCGCCGUCUCUGCGGCAAAUCCGUCGGCUUGGUGUUAGGAGGUGGCGGCGCCCGCGGCCUUGCCCAUGUCGGCGUCAUCCGCGCGCUCGAAGAAGCCGGCCUCCCCAUCGACAUCAUCGGCGGCACGUCCAUCGGCGCCUUCAUCGGCGCCGUCUACGCGCAAGACGCCGACGUGGUCCCCAUGUACGGCCGCGUGAAGAAGUUCGCCGGCCGCAUGGGCAGCGUCUGGCGCUUCGCCCUCGACGUCACAUACCCCUCGGCCUCCUACACGACGGGCCACGAGUUCAACCGCGGCAUCUUCAAGACGUUCGGCGACAGCCAGAUCGAAGACUUCUGGCUCGACUUCUACUGCAACUCGACCAACAUCAGCAAGUCGCGCUCGGAAAUCCACACCUCCGGCUACGUGUGGCGGUACAUCCGCGCCAGCAUGUCGCUCGCCGGCUUGCUGCCACCCAUGUGCGACGAAGGCAACAUGCUGCUCGACGGCGGCUACGUCGACAACCUGACCGUCUCGCACAUGCGAUCCCUGGGAGCGGACGUCAUCUUCGCCGUCGACGUCGGCUCGCUGGACGACGACCGCCCGCAGGCCUACGGGGACUCGCUGUCCGGGUUCUGGGCGAGUUUGAACCGCUGGAAUCCGUUCUCGAGCUACCCCAACCCGCCGACGUUGUCGGAGAUCCAGGCGCGGCUGGCGUAUGUGAGUUCGGUGGAUGCGUUAGAGCGGGCGAAGAAUAUCCCCGGGUGUCGGUAUAUGCGGCCGCCUAUUGAGCCGUAUGGGACGCUGGAGUUUGGCAAGUUCGACGAGAUAUACCAAGUAGGCUACCAAUACGGACAGCGCUUCCUCGCUGAGCUGCGGGAAGAGGGGGUGCUGCCGGUGAUGGAAGAGACGGAGGAGCGGAGGAAUCUGCGGCGGACAAUGGCGCCGAGACGGGCGAGUAUCUAG